Pistacia vera is the source of this 2311-nucleotide messenger RNA. RefSeq names its product polyadenylate-binding protein 4-like. The coding region runs from base 160 to 2088 and encodes 642 amino acids. The record is from RefSeq and is a predicted model, not a curated record. Gene Ontology annotation, molecular function: mRNA 3'-UTR binding; poly(A) binding; poly(U) RNA binding. Lineage: Eukaryota; Viridiplantae; Streptophyta; Magnoliopsida; Sapindales; Anacardiaceae. The transcript is spliced from 9 exons. Gene Ontology annotation, cellular component: ribonucleoprotein complex; nucleus; cytosol.
AUAAGCCAUCCAUCUCUAACUCAGCCGAUGCGGUGCCGCCCGUGCUGCCCACAUCCCUAUUCUCUUCUCCUCCUCUACAAACUUUCCUCAAAAAGAAAAACAAAGAUUAUUUAUUCAUUUAUUCAGUUAUUUUUUUGGUUCCUUUAAUUGUUGGAAACAAUGGCUCAGGUUCAGGUCCAACCACAAGCUCCAGUGACUGCUGCUGCAAAUGGAGUUGCAGGCCACGGUGUUGGAGUGCAACAGUUUGUGUCAACAGCUCUUUACAUUGGAGAUCUUGACCCCAAUGUCAACGAUUCGCAACUUUAUGAUUUCUUUAAUCAGGUGGGUCAAGUCAUGUCUGUUCGGGUCUGUAGAGACUUGAGCACCCGCCGCUCUCUCGGUUACGGCUACGUUAAUUAUAGUAACCCCCAUGAUGCGGCAAGGGCUUUGGAUGUUUUGAAUUUUACUCCUCUGAAUGGCAAGCCAAUUAGGAUAAUGUACUCUUAUCGUGACCCUACUAUUCGUAAAAGUGGGUCUGGAAAUAUAUUUAUCAAGAAUUUGGACAAGUCAAUCGACAAUAAAGCUCUACAUGAUACCUUUUCGACAUUUGGGAAUAUUUUAUCUUGCAAGGUGGCUACUGACCUUUCUGGUCAAUCAAAAGGGUAUGGUUUUGUACAAUUUGAUAACGAGGAAUCCGCUAAAAAUGCAAUUGACAAGCUGAAUGGCAUGCUACUGAAUGACAAGCAAGUAUUUGUUGGGCCCUUCCUGCGUAAGCAGGAAAGAGAUUCUUCUACGGAGAAGAUAAAAUUUAACAAUGUUUAUGUUAAGAAUCUUUCAGAAUCAACAACUGAGGACGAUCUAAAGAAAUUUUUUGGUGAAUAUGGAACUAUUACUAGCUCUGUAGUUAUGAGAGAUGCAGAUGGAAAAUCCAAAUGUUUUGGAUUUGUCAAUUUUGAAGAUCCAGAUGAUGCAGCUCAAGCUGUUGAGGCUCUUAAUGGAAAGAAGUUUGAUGAUAAGGAGUGGUAUGUAGGGAAAGCACAGAAGAAGCAUGAAAGAGAAGUUGAAUUGAAAGGGCGGUUUGAGCAGAGCUUGAAGGAGGCUGUGGAUAAAUUUGAAGGACUUAAUUUAUAUGUUAAAAAUCUAGAUGAUAGCAUCACUGAUGAUAAACUAAAGGAAUUAUUCACAGAAUUUGGCACAAUUACGUCGUGCAAGGUUAUGCGUGAUCCUAAUGGUUUAAGUAGAGGAUCAGGAUUUGUUGCCUUUUCAACUGCUGAGGAAGCAUCUCUAGCUCUCAUGGAGAUGAAUGGUAAAAUGGUAGUUAGCAAACCACUUUAUGUUGCUCUUGCACAGCGAAAAGAAGAAAGAAGAGCAAGGUUGCAGGCACAGUUCUCACAAAUGCGUCCUGCUGCUAUUGGUCCUGCAGUUGCCCCUCGUAUGCCCAUGUAUCCACCUGGUGCUCCAGGUCUUGGACAGCAACUAUUUUAUGGUCAAGGGCCUCCUAUCAUUCCUCCCCAACCUGGAUUUGGAUAUCAGCAGCAACUUGUCCCUGGAAUGAGGCCAAACUUUUUUGUGCCAAUGGUCCAGCCAGGUCAGCAGAAUCAGCGGCCUGGAGGCAGACGAUCUGGAGCUGGGCCCCUGCCACAAGCACAGCAACCUAUUCCACUAAUGCAGCCACAGAUGCUUCCUAGAGGACGUGUCUACCGCUACCCUCCUGGUCCCAACAUGCCAGAUGUUCCUAUUUCUGGUGGUCCUGGAGGCAUGCUUCCUGUCUCUUAUGACAUGGGUGGAAUGCCAUUCAGAGAUACAACACCUAUGCAGACUGGGGCGUUGGCUUCUGCCCUGGCUAAUGCAGCACCAGAUCAACAAAGGACAUUGCUGGGAGAAAAUCUAUACCCUCUUGUAGACCAGUUAGAGCAUGAUAAUGCAGCAAAAGUGACAGGCAUGCUUUUAGAGAUGGACCAGACUGAGGUUUUGCACUUGCUGGAGUCACCAGAAGCCUUGAAAGCCAAAGUUUCUGAGGCAAUGGAAGUUUUAAGGAAUGUAGCUCAGCAACAGCAGGUUACUAGCCCAACUGAUCGGAUGGCCUCAUUGUCUCUGAAUGCUGAAUGACAACAUCGUUUCUUGAUUUCUAGUGCGUGAGUAUGGCAAUAUCAGACAGCACAGCGAGUACUUAAUUUUUGCAAUAAGUUUUGGGUUGACAUUAAUUUUUUCCUACUUUAGUUUGACAUAAAUAGAAGUCAGUUGAAUUUUUUUGGUAUUGAAUUUUCUUUGUAGUGACUAGUGUGACCAUAAAGUUAUCUGCAGAUUUUGUUGAAGUUGCAGUUUUCAAUCA